CAGAACAGUUACUCCUCAGUUGCAAUCGAAACUUGAAGUGAGAAGUGUUAUUAUAAAUACUUCCUCUGUAUUUAAUAAAAAUAUAGAAAAAAUAAAUAAAUCAAAUUAAAUUAAAUGGCUCUUGUUAGAAAUUUGAGACGCGUAAUUUCUGUGACGUCAGUUAUGUCACGAGUUAGCCGAGUUAGCAAUUACAAGUUCACUUACCUCAAUAAUGUACAUCCGAGGUUUACUUCUACCAGCCAACCUCUCCAAGAUGCUGAAGAGGUUAAGGUGACAUUUAUCCGCGCCAGCGGAGAAAAGAUUCAAGCCAAAGGAAAGGUUGGAGACAGCCUGCUUGACAUUGUUGUAAAUAAUGAAAUAGAUUUAGAUGGUUAUGGUGCAUGUGAAGGAACUUUGACAUGUAGUACCUGUCAUUUAAUAUUACCAAAAGAAAUUUACGAUUCCUUACCUGAUCCACCCACCGACGAAGAAUUAGACAUGUUGGACCUGGCUUACGAUCUCUGUGACACGUCACGACUAGGAUGCCAAAUUAUCAUGACUAAAGAACUUGAUGGCCUAGAAGUCCGAGUACCUACAACAAUAAACGACGCAAGAGCAUAAUUGUUAAAUUAAUAAUAAUAAAAAAAAAUAGGUCACAAUUUUUAUAAAUAAUGAUAAUAAUAAUA
Cotesia glomerata is the source of this 665-nucleotide messenger RNA. RefSeq names its product adrenodoxin-like protein 2, mitochondrial (gene Fdx2). Gene Ontology annotation, molecular function: 2 iron, 2 sulfur cluster binding. Gene Ontology annotation, biological process: P450-containing electron transport chain; positive regulation of oxidoreductase activity. The transcript is spliced from 4 exons. The record is from RefSeq and is a predicted model, not a curated record. Lineage: Eukaryota; Metazoa; Arthropoda; Insecta; Hymenoptera; Braconidae. Gene Ontology annotation, cellular component: mitochondrion. The coding region runs from base 115 to 600 and encodes 161 amino acids.